Triticum turgidum subsp. durum (durum wheat) is the source of this 1443-nucleotide messenger RNA. The record is from the annotation of a GenBank genome assembly. Lineage: Eukaryota; Viridiplantae; Streptophyta; Magnoliopsida; Poales; Poaceae.
AUGGUGAAGAUCUGCUGCAUCGGAGCUGGCUAUGUCGGCGGCCCAACAAUGGCUGUCAUUGCCGUCAAGUGCCCAGCAAUUGAGGUUGUUGUUGUUGACAUCUCCAAGCCUCGCAUUGACGCUUGGAACAGCGACAAACUCCCGAUCUACGAGCCUGGCCUUGACGAGGUUGUCAAGGCGUGCAGGGGCAAGAACCUCUUCUUCAGCACUGAUGUCGAGAAGCACGUUGCUGAGGCCGACAUCAUCUUUGUCUCAGUGAACACCCCCACCAAGACCCGUGGUCUGGGAGCCGGCAAGGCUGCCGACCUCACCUACUGGGAGAGCGCUGCCCGUAUGAUCGCCGACGUGUCCAAGUCUGACAAGAUCGUCGUUGAGAAGUCCACUGUCCCUGUCAAGACCGCAGAGGCCAUCGAGAAGAUCUUGACCCACAACAGCAAGGGCAUCAACUACCAGAUCCUCUCCAACCCGGAGUUCCUGGCCGAGGGCACAGCUAUCGAGGACCUGUUCAAGCCUGACAGAGUGCUUAUCGGUGGCCGGGAGACCCCCGAGGGCAGGAAGGCGGUUCAGGCUCUCAAGGAGGUGUACGCCCACUGGGUUCCUGAGGAGAACAUCAUCACCACCAACCUGUGGUCUGCUGAGCUCUCCAAGCUCGCUGCCAACGCUUUCUUGGCCCAGAGGAUCUCCUCCGUGAAUGCCAUGUCCGCGCUCUGCGAAGCCACCGGCGCCAACGUGUCCGAGGUGUCUUACGCCAUCGGUAAGGAUUCCAGGAUCGGCCCCAAGUUCCUGAACGCCAGCGUUGGGUUUGGCGGGUCCUGUUUCCAGAAGGACAUCUUGAACCUGGUGUACAUCUGCGAGUGCAACGGCCUCCCGGAGGUGGCCAAUUACUGGAAGCAGGUGAUCAAGAUCAAUGACUACCAGAAGAGCAGGUUCGUCAACCGUGUCGUGUCCUCCAUGUUCAACACCGUCUCCGGCAAGAAGGUCGCCAUCCUCGGGUUUGCCUUCAAGAAGGACACCGGUGACACCAGGGAGACCCCGGCGAUCGACGUGUGCAAGGGCCUGCUGGGUGACAAGGCCCAUGUCAGCAUCUACGAUCCCGAGGUCACUGAGGACCAGAUCCAGCGGGACCUUGCCAUGAACAAGUUCGACUGGGACCACCCCAUGCACCUGCAGCCGGCGAGCCCAUCGGCUAUAAAGCAGGUGAGCGUGGUGUGGGACGCGUACGAGGCCACCAAGGGAGCCCACGCCGUGUGCAUCCUGACCGAGUGGAACCAGUUCAAGGAGCUGGACUACCAGAAGAUCUUCGACAACAUGCAGAAGCCGGCCUUCAUCUUCGACGGGCGCAAUGUCGUCGACGCCGAGAAGCUCAGGGGGAUCGGCUUCAUCGUCUACUCCAUCGGCAAGCCGCUCGAUGCGUGGCUCAAGGACAUGCCCGCGAUCGCCUAG